This is a messenger RNA of Williopsis jadinii, 1485 nucleotides long. It is a transcript of the gene MEP2, whose product is annotated as ammonium permease MEP2. Gene Ontology annotation, cellular component: plasma membrane. The transcript has a single exon. Gene Ontology annotation, biological process: ammonium transmembrane transport. Lineage: Eukaryota; Fungi; Ascomycota; Saccharomycetes; Phaffomycetales; Wickerhamomycetaceae. Bases 1 to 1485 code for a protein of 494 amino acids. The record is from RefSeq and is a predicted model, not a curated record. Gene Ontology annotation, molecular function: ammonium channel activity.
AUGUCCGAAGCUACGUCUCUCCCAUCGGGUCUCACUGGUGUCGGCACCGGUGGUAACUCGCUAGAGGUUGACCUCAACUCGCAAUUCGACCUUGCCAACAUGGCGUGGGUUGGUGUUGCUGCCAUCCUGGUUUGGAUCAUGGUUCCAGGUAUCGGUCUCUUGUACUCUGGUCUCUCAAGAAAGAAGCACGCCUUGUCCCUUCUUUGGGCAUCGCUCAUGGCUGCGUCCCUGGUUUCGUUCCAGUGGUUUUUCUGGGGCUACUCGCUUGUUUUCUCCCACAACGUCUACGGCGAGUUCCUCGGUUCCCUGCAGUUCAUUGGUAUGAGAAACGUCUUGGGAGCCCCAUCUGUUGUCUCUGCCUUGCCAGAUACCGUUUUCGCCUUCUUCCAAGGUAUGUUUGCCUGUGUCACUGGAUCUUUGAUGAUUGGUGGUGCUUGUGAGCGUGCUCGUUUGGGACCAAUGAUGGUUUUCCUCUUCAUCUGGAUCACCAUUGUCUACUGCCCGGUUGCCUGUUGGACCUGGAACCCAGAGGGCUGGUUAGCCAAGCUCGGUGGCCUCGAUUACGCUGGAGGUGGUCCAGUCCAUAUCACCUCUGGUCACGGUGCCUUGAUCUACGCCUUGGUGCUUGGUAAGAGAAACGAUCCAGUUGCGGGUAAGGGAUUGCCAAAGUACAAGCCACACUCCGUUACAUCUGUCGUCUUGGGUACUGUUUUCUUGUGGUUUGGAUGGUUUGGUUUCAACGGUGGUUCUGCCGGUACCACCACCAUCAGAGCUUGGUUCUCUAACAUCAACACUAACGUUGCUGCCUCAUGUGCCGCUUUGACCUGGAUGUUCAUCGAUUACUUCCGUUCCGAUGGUAAGUGGACUACAGUUGGUCUCUGUUCCGGUGCCAUUGCCGGUCUUGUUGGUAUCACCCCAGGUGCCGGUUUCGUUCCAAUCUGGGCGUCCAUGAUUAUCGGAAUCAUCACCGCCACUGCUUGUAACUUUGCUGUCGACUUGAAGAACAUCCUCAAGAUCGAUGACGGUUUGGAUGUCUACGCUUUGCACGGUGUUGGUGGUUCUGUUGGUUGUGUUCUUACUGGUAUCUUUGCCGCUGACUACGUCACCGCCUUGGAUGGUACUGAGAUUGCAGGUGGUUGGUUGAACCACCACUGGAAGCAAGUUGGUUACCAAUUGGCUGGUAUGUGUGCCAUCAUUGGCUGGACCUGUGUUGUCACCGCCAUCAUCCUUUUGGUUCAAGAUCGUAUCCCAUUCUUGAGAUUGAGAUUGCACGCUGAUGAGGAGGAGCUCGGAACUGAUCAAGCUGAAAUUGGUGAAUUCACCUACAACGAGGAACAACAAUACAUUCCAGAACCAGUCAGAUCGAAUGCUUCCAAAAACCCACCAGCAAAGCCAGCUCUGAUUGAUGAUCACAUCAACAACACAGAUGCUACUCCUAGCCCAAACGCUGAGAAGAACACUGAGAACAGUGAUAAUAUCGUUUGA